ACACCCCCAACAAAUUCACAUCCAGAGAGAGAGAGAGAGCGCUAAGUGAAAGAACAGAAAGAGAGAUGACAGUUUUGAACACCAAUAGCUUGCUUUUGGCUGUCUUUGCCAUCCUUGGGAUUCUGAUGUCCAAUAACAACGGCAACAUGGUUGCUGUCCAAGCUUGCAUAAGUGAUCUGCAGGCGUUGAAAACUUACUGUGCUAUUUUCCUUGAAAAGAAUAUGGCAAAGUCGAAGCCGUCUCCAAUGUGCUGCAGUGUUUUCAUGACUAUGAACGUUGUAUGCACGUGCAAGCAUAUCACCAAGGAAGUCGAGCAGGUGGUUGACAUGGAGAAAUUUUUCUAUGCAGCAAAGUACUGUGGCAUGCCACUCCUCGCGGGGACCCAGUGUGGAAGUUUCUCAGUUCCCCCAUGAAGCUGGAUGAUCAAGACCAUCAUGUAGUGCUGUCUGCAAAUCAUGUCUAACUUAUGUGUUGUUAUGCAAGCUGCAGAAGUACGUAGAUCAAUAAAUUUGGCUGGAUAGCCUAUGCUUCAAGCUGGUCGUUGUAAUUGUUGUAUCACUAAGGACAAGUUAUACUAUCCUUACUAAUAAAAAUUACUUGAAGUAAAUAAACAUCCAUCCAAUUCUAUG
Molecule: messenger RNA, 629 nt
Organism: Juglans microcarpa x Juglans regia
Lineage: Eukaryota; Viridiplantae; Streptophyta; Magnoliopsida; Fagales; Juglandaceae
Exons: 2
Coding region: 66-413 (115 amino acids)
Source: RefSeq, a predicted model, not a curated record